AUGGCUUCGGCCCAAUCUUACACGGCGAAACUCUCCGCUAAGCGAGUUCUGGUUCUUGGGGGUACAUCAGGCAUAGGAUUUGCCGUCGCGCAGGCAGCGCGAGAAUUUGGGGCGAAUGUCAUCUUGUCAAGUUCGAAUCAAGAUAAAAUCAACGUUGCGAUUUUGAAAACCCAAAAAAUUAAACCGGAGUCUGAUGCCAGUGUCAUCGGAUACCCAUGUAAUUUAUACGACCUCAACCUCUUGGAGAGCAAUUUGAAAGCAUUGUUCGACAGUGCAACAAAGGGAGGCACGCAGAAGCUCGAUCACGUUGUAUACACCGCUGGUAACAAGGUGGGAUCGAUCAGCCUCGCCGACACCGAUACUAAGACGAUCACGGAGCAUGGUAUCCUACGAUUCUACGUCCCGGUCAUGAUUGGGAAACUAGCGCCUAACUAUAUGGCCAGCAGCCCCCAGUCAUCGAUUACAUUUACUAGCGGAGUGAACAAUGUCAAGCCCGUGCCCGGACGAGUGCUUAUGGCGGGCUGGGGAGCUGGUGUUGAGGGCGUUACGCGGGCACUCGCGGUCGACUUGAGGCCCAUCAGGGUGAAUUGCAUCUGCCCUGGUCCCACGCGCACGGAGCUGUUCGCCGGAUUUCCCGAUGAGGUCCUCCAGCCCCUAAUAGAGAAGUACAAGAACUCAACGAUGACAAGGACAAUAGGCAAUCCACAUGAUAUCGCCGAGGCGUAUAUGUACUGUAUGCGAGAUUCCUUCGUGGACGGCACCGUCAUUCACUCGAGUGGGGGGUAUCUGCUGGCCUGA
Molecule: messenger RNA, 798 nt
Organism: Exophiala aquamarina CBS 119918
Lineage: Eukaryota; Fungi; Ascomycota; Eurotiomycetes; Chaetothyriales; Herpotrichiellaceae
Exons: 1
Coding region: 1-798 (265 amino acids)
Molecular function (GO): oxidoreductase activity
Source: RefSeq, a predicted model, not a curated record